Molecule: messenger RNA, 914 nt
Organism: Coffea eugenioides
Lineage: Eukaryota; Viridiplantae; Streptophyta; Magnoliopsida; Gentianales; Rubiaceae
Product: stress response protein NST1
Exons: 3
Coding region: 64-636 (190 amino acids)
Cellular component (GO): nucleus
Source: RefSeq, a predicted model, not a curated record
ACUUGAUAUUAAGUACUCUAAUUUGCAGAAAUCCCUAAUUUACUGCUACAGCUGGAGUGCAGGAUGAAGAAAAAUACUGGAGCUGGAGGCGCAAGCGACGAUGGAGUUGGGGUUGGGGGUAAUAAGAGCGACCAACAAAGAUUGAAAGGCCAAUCUUCGAAGGAGAGGAAUAUGCAGAGAUUGGGCGGGAGAGGGCUGUCUCUCCAAGCAUUCGCCAGGACUAACCACUAUAAUCCCGCUCUCAUCAAGAAGCAAAGGGAGUUCUAUAAGAAUGCUAAAUAUGUUCGUAAGUUUAAGAGAUCGCUAGGGCAGCAUGAACAGCAGAUGACUGCUAGGCAUUUGGAGGAAAGAAAUGAGACUGAGGAAGCUACUGACUUGGACCACAAUAUUAAGAAAAGGAAAAAGAACAGUGCUAAGAGUCUCAGAGAUUUGUAUGAAGAGAAGCGUCAAGAGGCAGAGAAAGCCAGACUAGAGAGGGAAGCCUCUAUCCAGGCAAAGAAGAAAGAAAGGCAGAGGGCUGAAGCCAGAAGAAAAUCUUUGAAGAAGAAGAUGUUCAAGAAAACAAAGUCAGGCCAACCUGUGAUGAAGCAUAGAAUUGAACAUCUUUUACAAAUGAUCCAAGGUUCAACGAGUUAGGUUUUGUAGCUGUUCCCUGCAGAAAUGUCCGGACACAAAUGACCUCAGCUAAGAAAACGAAGUCCAAGGUUUUCAUUUUUCUGAAUGCUGUAUUGUGUUGAUCAUAUGGGAGCAUGCUUAUCUUAGUACCUGGUUAGGGUCUACCCACUUAUGGAAUAUAGAUUGGGAUUUAUAAGCGAAACAAUGCUGCAUCUGAUUCAUUGUAAUUUUAUUUAUGUGUAGACAUUCCAAUAGUUGAAUAUCUCGUACAUGCUGUCUGAAUUGAGGCUUUUGACCUA